AGUACACACGCGUGUGUUGACAAAUAUAAAUUUAUGCGAACGUUAGUUUGUUUUCAUAGGUUAUCUUUAAAAAUUUAAAACAGUAUUAUAAAAAAAAAAAUAAAUAAACAAUCAUGGCUCGUAAUGCUGAAAAGGCGAUGACAACAUUGGCUCGCUGGAGAGCAGCACAAAAUACUGAUGGAUUUAAAAAAGAACCAGAGCGAAGACCUUACCUAGCAUCCGAGUGUCGUGACCUGAGAAAAGCAGAAAAGUGGAGAAUGCAAAUAAUUAGAGAAGUCGCUAAAAAAGUUGCGCAGAUUCAAAAUGCUGGGCUCGGUGAAUUCCGGAUUCGGGAUCUUAAUGAUGAAAUAAAUAAAUUAUUGAGAGAAAAGAAACAUUGGGAGGCACAAAUUAAAGAACUCGGGGGUCCAGAUUAUUCUCGAGUUGGUCCGAGGAUGCUGGACCAUGAAGGACGGGAGGUACCUGGAAAUCGUGGAUAUAAAUAUUUCGGAGCAGCUAAAGAGCUACCAGGAGUACGAGAAUUAUUUGAACAAGAACCUCCGGCGCCUCCUAAAAAAACACGAGCGGAAUUAAUGAAAGACAUCGAUGCAGAUUAUUAUGGCUACAGAGAUGACGACGAUGGGAUUCUUCAACCAUUGGAACUUAAAACAGAAACUAGCAAACGUGAUAUUAAAAUCAGUAGUUGGGUUUAUCAAGAAAGCAACGAAGCUGAUGAAGAGAACGAAAUUGAAAUCACGUCGCAAAGAUCUAUACCCAGUCAAGAAGAAAUUCAAGAGGCUUUGCUAGCUAGGAAGAAACAAGAAUUACUUGAGAAAUAUGUUUUAUAAUUAUUAUUUUUAUUAAAUAAAAACCUUGUAUAUAUA
This is a messenger RNA of Microplitis demolitor, 863 nucleotides long. Its product is annotated as pre-mRNA-splicing factor ISY1 homolog. NCBI's taxonomy places the organism in Eukaryota, Metazoa, Arthropoda, Insecta, Hymenoptera, Braconidae. Gene Ontology annotation, biological process: mRNA 3'-splice site recognition; generation of catalytic spliceosome for second transesterification step. Gene Ontology annotation, cellular component: catalytic step 2 spliceosome; post-mRNA release spliceosomal complex; Prp19 complex. Bases 114 to 827 code for a protein of 237 amino acids. The record is from RefSeq and is a predicted model, not a curated record. The transcript is spliced from 3 exons.